GUCCCCGGCUUCCGCCCUGUCCGCCAGCCGCAUGCGUCACUCCGGCAGCAUAGUCACGGCCCAUGUACGAGAAAGUGACCAUUCAGUGAUUGUUUAGGUGGGAAGGUCAGUCUGACCGAAACGGGCCAGAACGCAGUAGCGUAUGAACUGGCCUCUGGUGCACAUUCAUCACUGUGCUGUUCCAGUUAGUCUGCGCUUGCUUGUUUGCAUGUUUGCAAGGUGUGGAUUGAGAUGUUUGUGAGCAUUCCCAGUUUGAUGAGUGGUUAGGUGGCAGAUGAGAUAUUUGCAUUCGACACAAUGAAACUGGUAUAAUUGUGAAAUGCCCACUUGGGUAUGUGUUGACUUGGCAUAACUGAUAGGAUGCUAAUAACAGCUAUAAAGUGGUGAUUUCAUUUGUGUCUUCCCAGCAAUUUCAUCAUGUUUUGCACAUGGGGUUGGGUGGGGAACAAGAACAGUAUGUAUGGACAGGGGCUUGUGGCUUGGAUCAUUGAAGAGUUUAGAAGAGUGGUUUGGUACUGAUUUGGUAUUAGGUGAAACAUCAAGCAUGGUCAUAGAAAAUGAGACAUUACAAAUGAAAUGUUUGGAAUCAACUGAACUGUUUAAGCCUAAAACCUUUUUAAAAGAUUAUUCUGGUAAAUGAAGGGACAGGGGAGUUUUGUGUGUGGUUGACUGAUUGAUGUGUGUGGCCCUGAUGCAUGUUUAGGUGGGGUUCUGAUUCUGUUACUGGUGUCCAAGGUUUCAUGAUCUGAGGUUCUCAUAUUAUGGAUUGACCCCUGGAUUCCUUGAUUUAGGUUUUACAGCUGUAAGGCAUGUAGGUUUUUGAGAUACCCAAAUAGGUUUCAUAGAUAUUCCCUUUGUUUUGAUAGACUUCUUAAUGGCAGACAUCAGGCAUUCAUGCUUUUGGUAGAGUGAUAUAAGUGUUUUAAAUAUGUGAUGGCUCUUUGAAGUUUUAGUUCAUCAAUGUCUGAGGUACUGCCAUGCAUGAUGUAUUAUAUUUUAUGAUAGCAGGUAUCUCCUGACCUCAUGUGUUGGUUUCAGGUUAGGGAAGGGUACAAGUGAAGGUCAUCAAGCAAUUUCAGUUCUUAGACAUGAGCUUCUUUUUUGGAGGUCGCUCCAACAAGACAUUCAAGCCAAAAAAGAACAUCCCUGAGGGCACCCACCAGCAUGAUCUGAUGAAGCAUGCGGCCGCCACCCUGGGCUCGGGGAACCUGCAGCUGGCUGUACAGCUGCCUGAGGGCGAGGAUCUCAAUGAAUGGGUGGCAGUCAAUACUGUGGACUUCUUCAACCAGAUCAACAUGCUGUAUGGAACCAUCACAGAGUUUUGCACUGAACAUUCUUGCCCAGUCAUGUCUGCAGGCCCCAAGUAUGAGUACCACUGGGCAGAUGGGCAGACAGUGAAGAAACCCAUUAAGUGCUCAGCGCCCAAGUACAUUGACUACCUGAUGACCUGGACUCAAGACCAGCUGGAUGAUGAGUCUACCUUCCCCAGCACCAUUGGCGUGCCCUUCCCCAAGAACUUCUCGCAACUGGCGAAGAAUAUCCUGAAGCGGCUGUUCCGCGUUUACGCCCACAUCUAUCACCAGCACUUCCACGAGGUGGUGAAGCUGCGCGAGGAGGCUCAUCUCAACACCAGCUUCAAGCACUUCAUCUUCUUCGUGCAGGAGUUCGGUCUGGUGGACCGGCGGGAGCAGGCGCCUCUGCAAGACCUCAUCGAUCGCCUGACCAGCCGACAGUCGGCGGCAGCGGCUGGCUGCGCACCGCGGCCACUGACGCGCCGCGGGAUGGCGCCGGUACGCCGCGCUGGCCGACACGCCUGACACGACCGACACGCGUGACAUAUUCGUGAUGACACCUGACACUGACCAGCAGACAGGACCAGUUGGCACCGCGCUCACUUACACGACUGACACCAUAUCACUGGCAUGAUUGGUGUAAUGUCACUUCAGUGGCUGACACCACGUCACUCGCAUAUCUGGCGUAAUGAUACUGACGCGGCUGACGUAAUGACACUGACGCAGCCGACGUAAUGACACUGACGCAGCUGACGUAAUGACACUGACGCAGCUGACGUAAUGACACUGACGCAGCUGACGUAAUGACACUGACGCAGCUGACGUAAUGACACUGACGCAGCUGACGUAAUGACACUGACGCAGCUGACGUAAUCACACGGACGCGGCUGACGUAAUCACACUGAGGCUGCCGACAAAUUGCGGACUGACAAUAGCACUAUACUGGCACCGACGCCGAAGUGCUCGACUCACUGGCGGUGAUGCUCCGAGACCCGCGGUCUGCUGUCGCCGCUUUAGGCCGCCGCUGUACCGGGCUUUCUCUGACGGGACGAACGCACGCCAGCCAGCGGCGCUGUCAUGUUAAACAUUCGAUUUUUGAGGGUGCGAAAGUCCAGCUUCGGUCGAACGGCCCAGCGUACGCAGGUGCGUGCCGGGUCGAUAGACACCCUUAGCAGGUUGCCAACGCCAUCCGGGACGUCAUACCGGGACAGGUGACGUCAGACCAGGACAGGUAACGUCGGGUCGGGGCAGGUGACGUCAGACUGAGACACGUGACGUCGGACCGGGACAUGUGACAUUGGCGCGGGACAGGUGACGUCGGACCGUGGCAAGUGACAGACUGGGACAGGUGACGUCGGACUGGGGCAGGCGAUGUCAGGCCGGGAUAGAUGACGUCAGACCGGGACAGGUGACGUCAUGGAGGCGGGCGUGACUGCUCCCCCCCCCCCCCCCCACGGUGUGCGGCGGACUCAGCACGAGCGCCUGAGAAGGACCAGGGCAGAUGCUGGUGCAUGCUCGCCUUGAUCUGAAUAACUUAGGAACCACUACAGAGACCAACCUGGGACCAUGCUGUGAUUAUGCUUCAUGAUAAUGACCUUGCCUUGUGAAUUGCGACCAUAUGCCACACGUCACAAGGUUUGGUAGUUCUUGUGUAUAUUAUGGAGUUAGUUCUGUAUUGCAAGCUGGUGAUUAUUUGUUGCUGGCAUUGGUGUUGAUAGGUCCCGAAGCCACGUCAGCAUUAGUUCCAUUCGUCGAGGAGGUUGAUUCGCUUUAAAUGCAUAAUAUUUGCCCAUCCAGUUUGUGGUUACGUCUGCUUACUUGGGGGCGUAUCUUGCGGACCGUGUAUUCACCUGUUUUGCUUUCGCUUGCAUAUGUGAUAGCUCUUGCGCUGAUUUGGAGUACAACUCUUGGAGCGUGUUAAAAGGCGCAUUUCAUUGUUUCGUCUGAGGGCUUCUGUUAGAGUGUAAAAGAGUACGCCGUCCCAGCCGAGUAUCUGUGACGUGUUCGUCAAUAUGGUUUGGCCAGCAAGCGGCGGGCAAAAUUGCCAUGCUCAUAUGAACAGUGCAUCCACUUCGAUGAAACAUCCUGCAAAUACCAAACCCUACGCGCCUUGGGGAGCAGAAAAGGCUCGCCUAUUCUGUGGUCGGUUCUGUACUUACGAGGUCACGAGCUUCACUUUGAUACGCGUCGUUUCUUAAUGUUUUAGUUUAUCUCAAUAUCAUUUGUUUGCACUUGAUAGUUUAUCGCGUGUCGUUGCGUGCGUGAUUGUCGGGACACCCCAGUGCAUGUUGUGCGCGUCUGGCUCAGUGGCACGACCCCUCGCCCCCAGCAGUAAUCUGGCUUCGGUGAGUGUGACGUCCAGUGAACUUCGCCCAGCAGCCCCGGUCCGAGCGGUUCGGUUUCAGCGGUGUUCAUGGUCUGACGUCAAGGUCCGCGAUAAAGCGAUCAGAGAAGAUACGCGCAAGAGCUUUUUAUGAUAGGAUUAGGAUUCGUACGUCUUGUACCAUGCUGUAAGAGCUAUGGUUUCAUUCGUUUCGUACCAUGCCCUAGGAGCGACUGUUUUAUACGUUUUGUACCAUGCUGUAGGAGCAAGGGUUUUAUACGUUUUGUACUAUGCUGUAAGAGCAAUAAACAAUAUGCACCGCU
Molecule: messenger RNA, 3938 nt
Organism: Pollicipes pollicipes
Lineage: Eukaryota; Metazoa; Arthropoda; Thecostraca; Pollicipedomorpha; Pollicipedidae
Product: MOB kinase activator 1B
Exons: 6
Coding region: 1089-1817 (242 amino acids)
Source: RefSeq, a predicted model, not a curated record